This is a messenger RNA of Rhipicephalus microplus (southern cattle tick), 1908 nucleotides long. RefSeq names its product methylmalonyl-CoA mutase, mitochondrial. The record is from RefSeq and is a predicted model, not a curated record. Gene Ontology annotation, molecular function: cobalamin binding; metal ion binding; methylmalonyl-CoA mutase activity. NCBI's taxonomy places the organism in Eukaryota, Metazoa, Arthropoda, Arachnida, Ixodida, Ixodidae. Gene Ontology annotation, cellular component: mitochondrion; cytoplasm.
UAGAAUAUAGAACCGACGUAGUUGGUUGUGCACGUCCAGCUGGAUAAUGUGGGAUGCAAACGUUCGUGCCUAGUACUUUAAUUCGAUUCGUUUGACUUCUGAGACUCCGUGCGGCAUGGAUGACUACCUGUGAAGUGUCUGUGCUUAGGACGCAGCCAAAAAUUUGCAAGCAUGUUGCGGGCAUUCCUGUGCUGGCGAUGUUCAUUGUAGCCGGAGAGGAGCAAGGUGUCCCGGUUGGACAGCUCUCUGGAACCAUUCAGAACGACAUCCUAAAGGAGUUCAUGGUGCGGAACACGUAUAUCUAUCCGCCAGAGCCGUCGAUGCGCAUAAUCGGCGAUAUUUUUGCGUUUGUGUCAAAGAACAUGCCAAAAUACAAUUCCAUUUCCAUCUCCGGCUACCACAUACAAGAGGCAGGGGCAAACAAUGUUCUGGAACUAGCGUUCACCAUUGCUGAUGGGCUCGAAUAUUGCAGGACAGGAUUGAAGGCUGGCAUGACCAUCGAUGACUUUGCCCCGAGACUGUCAUUCUUUUGGGGAAUCGGCAUGAAGUUUUACAUGGAGAUAGCUAAGAUGAGAGCCGCACGCAGGCUUUGGGCCACGCUGAUUAAGAAAAAUUUCGAUCCGAAGAAUGAAAACUCGCUAAAGCUGCGUACUCACUCCCAGACCUCGGGCUGGUCACUCACGGAGCAAGAUCCUUACAACAACAUAGUCCGCACCACAAUUGAAGCCAUGGCAUCUGUUUUUGGUGGCACACAAUCCCUGCACACUAAUGCCUUCGACGAGGCACUUGCACUUCCAUCCAGGUUUAGUGCGAGGAUUGCCAGAAACACUCAAAUCAUUCUCCAGGAAGAAAGUGGAAUACCACAUGUAAUAGAUCCUUGGGGCGGUUCAUACCUCAUGGAGGCUCUCACGGCCCAAGUGUACGAUGAAGCCCUUAAAAUAAUCACCGAGGUUGAAGAAAUGGGAGGCAUGGCAAAGGCAGUGGCAUCGGGCAUGCCCAAACUGCGAAUUGAGGAAUGUGCAGCCAGAAAACAGGCCUUGAUUGACAGUGGCAAGGAGGUCAUUGUAGGUGUAAACAAAUAUCGCCUCGACAAGGAGGACCCCAUCGAUGUCCUGAUGGUAGACAACACAAAGGUGAGAGCCUCACAGAUUGCUAAACUCGAGCAUAUCCGCAAGACCCGAGACAAUGCAAAAACAGAAGCGGCACUAGAUGCCAUCACAGAAUCUGCAAAGACUGGAGAAGGCAACCUGUUGGCACUGGCUAUUGAAGCGGCUCGACUUAGAGCUACGGUUGGCGAAAUCUCCUACGCCAUGGAGAAAGUGUUCGGCCGCCACGUUGCGUCUGAUAGAAUGGUUUCUGGUGCCUACAAGUCAACAUUCGGAGAGGAUGAUAAGGAAAUUUCGAAUGUGAUAGCCAAAGUGAAUGCCUUCCAGGAUCGGGAAGGACGAAGGCCCCGUAUUCUCGUUGCCAAGAUGGGACAAGACGGCCAUGACAGAGGUGCAAAAGUAAUAGCCACAGGAUUUGCUGACAUGGGCUUUGAUGUUGAUAUUGGUCCGCUGUUUCAGACACCUGAAGAAGUCGCGCAGCAAGCAAUCGAUGCUGACGUACACGUUGUCGGCGUGAGCAGCUUGGCUGCCGGUCACAAGACCCUUGUGCCAGAGCUGGCAAAAUGCCUGAAAAACAUGAACAGGCCAGACAUACUCAUUGUUGUUGGAGGUGUCAUUCCACCGCAGGACUAUGACUUCUUGUACAAGGCAGGUGCUGCUGCAAUCUUUGGUCCCGGCACACGCAUACCAGUUUGUGCUGAGCAAGUGCUUGAACUCCUCUCGGGAAAGAAAAAUGAAGAGAAAGAGAAGCAGCAAGCAUGAUCACAUUCAUUGGAAAUAAAAUGCACUUUGUUUAAAUUGU